AUGGGGAAUUUGAACCCACCUGCUGGACCGGGCCCUGAAUGGACUAGCGAAUCUCAGGACAAGAUCAGAAAUUUUGGAUACUCCAGCCACGGCAACCACAACUCGAUGAGCUUAUUACGGGCCGUAGAGCUUUAUGGAGAUCAGGACACGAGCUUAGUUGGCUCCUCUACCACAAACCAGCCCCCGUUUCCGACCGAUGCAGACCGCAAGUACAGGGAAUUAGUCCGCCAGCUACCUCCGCAGCCCUGCGUCGAUAUCCUGGUCCAAACGUUUUUCUCCGAUAUCAAUUGGCAGUAUGACCUGCUCGACGAGGAAUCCUUUAGAGAAGACUUGGAUGCAUGGGGAAAGAUCUCAUACUCUGACCUUCAAGUGGGCUUCGGAAGACUGGCGCUGGGAACCACUGUGUUUCCAGCAUUACUAUUUCAAGUCCUCGCACAGGCGCUUCUUUUUCACUCUCCUCAUGAUGACAUGAUCAAUUCUCUCAUUACUAUGGCUGACAUGACCUUUCAAGAUAUUGGGGCUGAAUACAGCGAUAAGGGUGCUGAGUUACUCGCAGUUCUGGGGAAAAAGGAGAUCACAAUCGCCACGGUCCAAGGAGGUGUGCUACGUGCCUCGUUUUUGAAAAGUAGUGGCAAAGUUGUUGAAGCCUGGCACACACUUGGGGCAACGAUCCGAGAUGCGCAGGAAAUUGGCCUACAUACCGGACAAUUUGUGUCAGGUGGGCCCGGGCGCGAGAGACAAAAUAUCAGUCUCGUUGGUCACAGAAUUUGGGUGGUCUUGCAUAUUUGGGACAUCCACAUGGCCGUCGUUCUCGGUCGACCGAUUGCCACCGAUCUACAAAUAGAUCGCUUCGCUUGCACUAUAGAGGACGAAGAAAGGCGGCGAGACUUAUUCUCGCAUUGGCAAACCGAGACUGAUCUCCCUCGACCGUUUGACCUCAUCCUCGCCGGCUUUAAUGUGGCCUACCGAUAUUUCAAGGAUGUUCACAAACUGGAACAUAACGGUGCCAGCCCCCAAGACUACCCCAUGGUCGAACACAUUCACGCUUCAAUCAAGAUGAAUUUAGAGCUUUUACCAUCUUGGAGCCGGAUGGAAAACCCAGAUACGAAGUUCGAUCAAAUGCAUGGGUGUCAGUGGCUACCUGUUGCCCGAGAAGGGCUGUCUUCGCUCAUCCACCUUGUUAUUCUCGCACUUCAUCGACCCUACGUAUUCUCCGUUGCCAACAGUCGCACAGAAGCCCUCAAAGCUGGCAUAUCCAUUCUUCGUGCGCAGGAACGACUAUUUCAACAGUCACAGCCGCACCACUGCAAGGUGUUUAAUCCGGUCUACGCUUCGUUCGAUGCCAUUGUGCUCCUUGCAGCACUCUGUCUUGUUUUUCCGAAUGAGAAUCACGAAAUACGGGAAGAGUGUAUUCAAGUUGUUGAAAGAGGGAUGCAAAGGCUGGGCAUCAUUGGUCAAUUUAAUCCCAUGGCAAAGUCAGCACAUGGCGUUGUUUGCAGCUUGUACCGUCGCCUAAGGCAUCGGUUCGACAUCUCCGAAACCGCUGAUGGCGCCGGACCACUUUUCAGCAACGAAUGGAUCUCUCCCAACAGCGAUACAUUUCUCUAUAAUGGGGCACCGUUGGAACUCUCUUUUGAUGCUGUUCUGCCUCCGCGCCCAACCCAUGACCUAUUCUACAAUCAUAUUUCAAGUACACAAACCCCCUUCAUGGAGACACCGAACAGUUUGCCCUUUGACCCGCUUACUGUGGGCAUUAUAGAUAGUUGGAAUUUUGAAGGCGCCUUCUCAGAUGCCAGCUUUUGGAGUUGGAUGAACCAGCCUAAUCAUUGA
Molecule: messenger RNA, 1830 nt
Organism: Penicillium samsonianum
Lineage: Eukaryota; Fungi; Ascomycota; Eurotiomycetes; Eurotiales; Aspergillaceae
Product: fungal specific transcription factor domain-containing protein
Exons: 1
Coding region: 1-1830 (609 amino acids)
Biological process (GO): DNA-templated transcription
Cellular component (GO): nucleus
Molecular function (GO): zinc ion binding; DNA binding
Source: RefSeq, a predicted model, not a curated record